GUCGCGCUGGUUAUUCUAGACGGGUUUGGCGAGCGAAAAGAGCGUGGGGGGAACGCGAUCGCGUUGGCCAAAACUCCUAACUGAGAUUAUUUGCGUCAGCAUUACCCGCACACACUGCUUAAAGCUGCUGGUCAAGCCGUCGGUUUACCCGCUCAGCAAAUGGGCAAUUCGGAAGUUGGCCACCUUAACAUCGGGGCUGGGACAGUGGUUUACACUGGUUUAUCGCUGAUCAACCAAGCACUGAAAACUGGACAUUUUCAAAAAAACGCCAGUUUUUUGAAAGUGUUUGAAAAAGUUAAAAAAAUUGGUGGCACCUUGCAUUUAAUGGGGCUUCUGUCGCCUGGCGGAGUUCACUCGCACGAAUACCAUCUUUUUGCACUUUUAAAAUUGGUUCAUUCCCACGGACUAAAAAAUGUUAGCGUGCAUGUCUUUGGUGACGGCCGCGAUGUCAGUCCACAAAGCAUUAGACUCUCGCUUGAAAAGUUAACUUCUUUGCUGAGCAAGUACCACUACCAUCUUGCCAGCAUCAUGGGGCGAGUCUACGCAAUGGAUCGCGACCAGCGCUUUGAAAAAACUUUGCUAGCCUACCAGGCUCUGCAAGGAAAAAGCCAGCAUCACUUUAACGAUGUUUUUGCCUACCUAGACCGGCAAUAUCAGCAGGGUUUCAGCGACGAGUUUUUAGAACCCGCGGUUAGUGACAACGUUAACACUCACUUUCUUAAACCAGGCGACGCGGUGAUUUUUUUCAACUUCAGGCCCGAUCGCGCCCGUCAGUUAAGUCACUUUCUAGUCGGCUCUUCGCUAUAUAGUUACAAGCCAUCGCAACGCCUAAAAAACAUUGAUUUGGUAAGUAUGAUGAAGUACGAAGGAAUUGACCGGGCGAGCGUUGCAUUUACGGAAAUGGAGAUUAAUCAAACUCUGGGUAAAACUUUGGCCGAAAACCAUCUUAAGCAGUUGCGUGUCGCUGAGACUCAAAAGUAUGCACACGUCACUUUUUUCUUUGAUGGCGGUAAGGACAUUCUUUAUCCGCUGGAAAAACGUAUUUUGGUGCCUUCGCAUAAAGUGGAUAACUUCGCUCAACUGCCAGGCAUGAGUGCCCAAGGCAUCACCGAUGCGAUCAUUAAAAACUUAGGUAAGUUUGAUGUGAUUAUCGCUAACUACGCUAAUCCCGAUAUGGUUGGCCACACCGGCGAGCUCGAGCCAACUAUUCGGGCAAUCGAAAUAAUUGAUGAUCAACUAGGUCAGCUUUACCAUGCUUGUAAAUCAAAGGGGGUAACGCUUUGAAUUACGGCUGACCACGGCAACGCUGAAAUCAUGCUUGACCAGCAAGGAAAACCUUCAACUAAACAUACUAGCAGCGACGUUCCUUUGGUAGUGUGCGAUUCUUUGGUCAAACUUAAACCCGGCAAACUCGCUGAUGUCAGCCCGAGUUUGCUUGAUUACUUAGGUUUAAAAAUUCCGCCUCAAAUGGACGCUAAAUCUUUAAUUUCAAAAGCUAAGAGCUAG
This is a messenger RNA of Centruroides sculpturatus (bark scorpion), 1506 nucleotides long. RefSeq names its product 2,3-bisphosphoglycerate-independent phosphoglycerate mutase-like. Gene Ontology annotation, cellular component: cytoplasm; cytosol. The transcript has a single exon. Gene Ontology annotation, molecular function: manganese ion binding. The annotation marks the transcript as partial. Gene Ontology annotation, biological process: glucose catabolic process. NCBI's taxonomy places the organism in Eukaryota, Metazoa, Arthropoda, Arachnida, Scorpiones, Buthidae. The record is from RefSeq and is a predicted model, not a curated record.